Molecule: messenger RNA, 1075 nt
Organism: Trichobilharzia regenti
Lineage: Eukaryota; Metazoa; Platyhelminthes; Trematoda; Strigeidida; Schistosomatidae
Source: the annotation of a GenBank genome assembly
ACCAGCCAAUCAAACUUGAGUAUGUGUUAGUCAGAAGCAAUGAAAAUAUAACACAAGGUUAUUUUAUCUGUUUUUCUCUCAUUUAAUUUUACUGCAAAAUAAAAAAAGUAAUUUUAUUGUAAUAAUUUUCAGUCUUACAAAACUGAAUGUUACAUGGGACUUACUGGAGGUCAACUGCACAUGUGAUUGUUAUGCAAAGAAAUCUUGUUAAAUGUCCACGAGUAACAGACAGAUAUUCUAUGUAGAAUUAGUCAUAAUUUUUCUUACUGGAAUUGGUGGAACAUUGGCUUUGAUAAGUGUUUGCCUGAGAAGUUCAUGGAUUUCUGUUAAACUGUUUAAAAAACUUCAUCGUUAUUCGCAUUUUGAUAAUUUGACCAAAUGUGAAACAUCAUGUCUGCUGACAAUAAUUGGCGUAAUAUGCAGUGCCACCUCAGCAUUGAUUGGAAUUAUACGGCAACGUAAGAUCAGUUUAAAGAGAGCGAAAACUUGUAGAACAGUGCAAUUUGUGUACCUGAUAGCCGGAUUUAUUAGCCUGCUUAGCUCUGUGGCUGUUUGGGCUGAUUUUCUUCGUCAUCUCCCUAACGAAAGUGUCUAUCCUUUGAAGAGGAAAUUCACCAAAUAUUUGUCUGACAAACAAAGACAACAACUCAAAGAUGACAAACCAGUAGUGGUAACAGAUUCCAGUGAUGUGAACAUCAAACAGUUUCAUUCACCAGUGAAAUGGAUCAAAUUUGUUGAAACUAUUCACAGGGAUUCACAUUCGCAUCAGAGUGCAAGUGAUCUGUUCGGUUGGGCGUAUUGGAUAUGUGUAGUGUCAGCGGUGUUUUUAUUUCUUGCUAAUUUAAUUUAUUUAAUGAGGAAGGAUUGUGAACGACAGCAAGCAACAGAAGCUGUUUAAUUUUGAACAGCUUUUCAACUAGGAGAGAUUGACUCCGCCUGCAAUUCUGAAAAAAAUUAACUUAUGCGAUAACUCAAAAACAUAAAUAAAUUCACAGGAUAUAAUCUAUUUUACUGUUUGUAUAUUGGUGAAAAUAAACCUUAGAGGAGAAUUUGAUUACAUUUCUUUUCAGGACCC